Fomitopsis serialis is the source of this 2687-nucleotide messenger RNA. Its product is annotated as Oxysterol-binding protein-domain-containing protein. The transcript is spliced from 10 exons. Gene Ontology annotation, biological process: piecemeal microautophagy of the nucleus; exocytosis; endocytosis. NCBI's taxonomy places the organism in Eukaryota, Fungi, Basidiomycota, Agaricomycetes, Polyporales, Fomitopsidaceae. Gene Ontology annotation, cellular component: cytosol; plasma membrane; intracellular membrane-bounded organelle. The record is from RefSeq and is a predicted model, not a curated record. Gene Ontology annotation, molecular function: sterol binding. The coding region runs from base 263 to 2527 and encodes 754 amino acids.
GCUGCCUCUGAAUGUCCUUCUUACUUCCCGCCCCAUAAGCAAAGACGUCGUGGCUCACAUUGACGACUUACGUCACUCCGCCCAAGGAAGACCAAAGGAAGACGGGCUGGUACCCUGAACUGAAAGGCUCCGCGCCCACGACCCAUUCCUGCUCCAUACGUCCUCCUAUACUCUGCUCGGUCCACCGCUCAAUCUCCUCUCAGACCUGUUCUGGCCGAGUGAUCCGUGAACAAACACAAACCUUCUACCGCACAGCGUCAGAAUGCAGUCCCAGGCUGCGAGACACCGACGUUCCUUCUCGAAGUCAGGGAUGGACCAGGUCAUCUGCGAGGGAUGGGUGCUGAAGAAGAGGCGCAAGAAGAUGCAAGGUUUCGCCCGCCGCUACUUCAAGCUGCAGCAGUCGGGAUGGCUCUCUUACUCCUUCGAACCUGGACACCCCAGUAGAGACCAGAUCUUUCUGCCUCAGGCAGCCAUCUCCAGCACACCCGGACGGAGAGAUAUCCAUGUCGAUGCAGGCACUGCAACAUUUCAUAUCAAGUGUCUCACCGUGGAGGACUUCAACAAAUGGAUGACGGCAUCCCGCAAGUUCCUGGCUCCAAAGGAUGGCCAAGGUGCAUAUUCCCCUUCGUUGGGAAGACGAUCGACCGUCAAGUCUCUGCGCACGUCACAAUUGGGUCUGGGAAGUCUUGGAAAAGUAGGCCCCUUGGCAGAGGAGAUGGGCAACACGAUCGAUGAGCUACAAACUCUCGUGUCUGCAUGGCACGCAGAUACGCUGAAACGCAGAAGCGGUUCUAUACGUUCCAAAGGAGACAAGGAGAAGAAAGAUCGGGGUAAGGAACAUGGCGGCCACGUACUAGUCGGGUUUCUCAAAAAGGCCGCCCCUCUCCAGCAAGCGAGUACUUCCCGCGAUAGCACUCAGGAAGAACCUUCUGAUGCGAGCCCGUCGUCAAGCGCCAACGUGGAGAAGGUACAAGCCGUGCUGGACACCCUCAAGCACCAACACUCUGCUCUCAUGCGCGUAUUACCCGGCUACCCCACGCUCGAUACGUCGCACUCCCCAACAGCAGGCACUUCACUGUCAGCUACCUCGGAGGAGGACGGCGAUCAGACACCGACGGCGAGCACGAGCCUUGCGCAGAAGCUCGGACGUACGUCUAUGAUAAGUUCGAACAGCGGAGGCAGCAAUAGUGUUUGGUUCGAUGCACCAGAGCCUGAGGGUGCGGAGGAGUUCGUCCUGGACUCGUCGCCUGGGGACGAACGGGAAAACGGAAUACUUGACGAGGGCGUACAACCGAGUAGUCCUGUCUCGCAAUCUGACGACGUCUCCAGCUCGGAUGCGACCACGGACGCGGAUACGGAUGCUGAAAGCGACAGUGAGUCAGAGGCCGCACCAGAGACUGCUCCGACGAGUCCUGCGCAAUCGAAUGAGGAUAGAAGGAUUGUUCGGCGGACAGAGCUACCAUCAGGGCCGGUUGGCGAUGAGGGCAGUCUCUUCUCCGUCCUGAAAAAGAACGUCGGGAAGGACCUCUCGCAAGUGGCGAUGCCUGUUUCGUUCAACGAGCCCUUGACCCUCCUUCAGAAGAUGGCGGAAGAGAUUGAGUGCCAUGAUAUGCUCUCGCAGGCGGCGCACACGGAAGACCCUGUAGAUAGAUUGUCUCUCGUGGCUGCAUUUGCCGUCUCGACAUACGCGAACACAAAGUACCGAACGGGACGUAAAGGCUUCAAUCCGAUGCUUGCAGAGACAUUCGAAGAGCCCAGAAUGAGGUUCAUUGCGGAGAAAGUGUCUCAUAAUCCCGUCAUCCUUGCGUUCCACGCUGAAGGGGACGGAUGGGAGCUCUGGGCCACGUCCAGUGGUAAGACCAAGUUCUGGGGCAAGAGCCUUGAGAUCAUCCCCCAAGGGACAACACAUCUUAAGCUCGGCGACGAGCACUACGAGUGGAAGCGGCCAUCAUCCUUCAUGCGCAACCUCAUGAUGGGUACGAAGUAUCUUGAGCACUGUGGCAAGUUAACCAUCGAGAACACCACGUCCGGCGGGAAAUGCGUACUCGACUUCAAAGAAGGCGGAUACUGGGGUCCCUCGAACCAAGUCUCUGGUACAGUCGUCUCGUCCAACGGAAAGACUCAAGCGCAUCUCGAAGGCAAGUGGGACGAACAGAUGGCGCGCAAGCUCGACUCAUCGCACCUGCGCGUCCUCUGGCGAAUCACGCCCUUCCCAAAGAACGCCCCCGACCUCUACGGCUUCACGGCGUUUGGUAUCACGCUGAACGAGAUUACAUCAGACUUGGAGGGCCGCCUACCUCCGACGGACUCGCGUUUGAGGACAGACGUACGGGCACUAGAAGAGGGUGACAUUGAUCGCGCUGAAGAGGAGAAGAAGCGAAUCGAAGAGAUGCAGCGGGACAGGCGGAAGAUGGGUGCUGAGUGCAGACCGAGGUGGUUCAAACAGCAAGGCGACGAGUGGGUCUACGUCGGUGGCUACUGGGAACAGCGGGAUCGUGGGUGGAAGGACAUUCAGCCUCUUUGGUAAGAACCGAUAAUAAUCAGGGCGAGAUGAGAGAACAGGACUACAUUAUGACUAAGUAAUACGUUCUUGCACACCCGCCUUGCAUACAUCCGCUAGCAUCGUUCAACAUUGCCAGAAUUGCAUACGUUCGAUAAUUCAUGCCCAUCGUCCUCCGAGUGGAUCG